Molecule: messenger RNA, 1859 nt
Organism: Neodiprion virginianus
Lineage: Eukaryota; Metazoa; Arthropoda; Insecta; Hymenoptera; Diprionidae
Product: FUN14 domain-containing protein 1A
Exons: 4
Coding region: 16-567 (183 amino acids)
Biological process (GO): autophagy of mitochondrion
Cellular component (GO): mitochondrial outer membrane
Source: RefSeq, a predicted model, not a curated record
GUUAUAUAGAAGUCUAUGGUAUCGGCGAGUGGAAGAGAGAGAGAGAACGAGAGAGCGGGGAGGGCGCAUCGGUGUAGAUUUUUCAUAGCUGUCAGCCAGGAGAGACAGAUUCGACGUCGCAGAAAUAACAUGAGUCUUCCUGUUGCGAAGCGAGGCAAAGACGACGCUAACAAAGAGAUUAUCGAUCUUAAGGACGUUUCCAAAGAGGCGAAGAGUAUGAUUGAAAAAAUUUUGGGUGACGUUAGCAAGACUUCGGCUACUAAGCAAAUCGUCAUCGGCACUGCUUCAGGAUGGACAACCGGUUUCCUCACAAUGAAGGUGGGAAAGGUGGCUGCGUUCGCUUUGGGUGGAGGAAUUAUCAUUCUUCAAAUAGCCGCACAUAAGGGAUACAUAAAAGUAAAUUGGGAUAAGAUACAGAAGAAAGCAGAAAAAUUGUCCGACAAGGUGGAAGAAAAAGUAACCGGCGAAGGACCCAAAUUCAUGGAUAAGGUAGGGCAAUGGUCUCGAAACAACACAUAUCUGGCGACAGGUUUCGUCGGUGGUUUCCUUAUCGGUCUAGCGUCUUAAUUCAAAUCGUGUUGAUCAUUUUUUUUCUUUUAUUGUUGAUUCUUUUCCCACCUCUUUUUUCAAGUUAUGCAAAACAAGAAAAGAAAACCAAUGAAAUAAUCUGGAAUAGAUCCGCAGGAUUCUCCUGCUUUGUUUCUGGCCGUUGUUAUUUUUUCAACUGUGCAUCGGUACAUAUAAAUUAUAUUGUGUAUAGAAAUCAUUUUUUCGCGACACUUUUUGCGUUCUUGCCCUUUUUUCUGUUCCAAAUUUAAACUAAGAAUAAAAACUGCGAGUUGCGGAUUCAUUCAGGAUUGUUCCAUGCUUUUUCUUUUGCAUCGAAUAGAUAUUAUAUUGCAUUGUUUUUUUUUUAUGACAGAAAAAACAACGUUUUUCGUAAUUUCGUAUUAAGUUUAUUUUGACUUGUGACUGUUUCCUCUUUUUAUUCGCUGAUAUUUUAUUCGUUUGCGUAUUUUCUUCACAUCUGCACUUUGUCGAUAAAAUAUAUAAUACGGUACUCCUGUGUUUUAUUUCUAUAUUAAUAAUUAUAUAAUAGUCUUUGCCUACGCGAGAAAAAAAUAGAAGAAAAAGCACCGAAAUAUGUGCGUAUAUAAUGCGAGAAAUAUACGUGUAAUGUGUAAAUAUAAUACUACUUAGAAAUAUCAUAUGACCUGCAAAAGUACUCGAUAAUUAGUUGAUUAUAAUUUAGUAUUUUGGUUUAUAUCACGUCAAUUUUAAACCCAAUAAAAAAAACAAAGAAAAAUUGGAAAAAAUAUAUCCCCACAAAAAAAAAUAAUUUACCUCGCAUGGAAUUGCUUUUUUCUUCUUUGCCUUGAAUUUUAUUUGAAUCUAUAAUAAUCUAUCGGGUAGAUUUUUAGCGUUAUUAUUUAUAUUCAAAGACAGAGGUUGUCAGAAAUAAAAACAAAUAAAUAAAAUGCUUCGAUUUAUGAGGGUGACAAAAAAUCUGUAGUGAAUGCAGAAACAGAAUGAAAAAAAAUAUUUGAAAAGAAUAAUAAUAAUAGAAAUACAAAAAGAUUUGCUUGACUAUUCUAGAAAACAAAAAUAAAAGAUAACGAAAGAACCUACGUUACACAAAGGCAUGUUAACAAGUAAAAAAAGCUAGACAUGACGUAACUUCUAACAUAUUUUGUAAGCUUGUGCAAAUAAAUGAGAUGGAAAACAAAUCCAAUCGUUAUAACAAAUGAGGUACGUGGCAACGCGAGCAUGGCAAGGAAAAAUGCGUGGUGUAAUAGUGGUUGAAUAAAAGUAUUUUUGUUGCAGGUGGAAAGGUUUGUUGACAAGAAAUUGGACAAAGC